AUGGCUCGAAAACGAAAGGAGAAUAAAAAAUGGUGUGCUAGACCGUCACGCCAAAAAUCACAUAGAAAAAAGAAAGCCACUCAGAAACCAUCUAAGAUUCGUAAAAAUAAUUCUAAACCAUCUCGUUCAACGAAACCAUCUCGACAAAGAAGAAGAAAAAUCGAUAAAAAAAAUGAUAGUUCUAUUCUAUCAAUAAGUCUUGAAUUACAAUUAACUGAAGAAGUAUUUGAUACGCGAAUAAUACACAACUUUCUAAGUGAAAGAUAUUUAUCUGAAGUUCAACAAGUAUGGCUUUCUUGUCACUGUUGCAUGUGUGAACAUCCAGAAUGCAACAUGCGACCAGCUAAAAAAGAACAUGAAAAAUAUCAUGACUGUAUUGUCAAUGAUAUGAUCUGUGUAUUUUGUUACGAUUUUAUUCCAAAAGAAAAUACACCUUUUUGUCCACAUUCUCACAGUCGAAAUAUGAUGUCAAUUCCUAUUUCACCUACAUGUUUAAAACUUGGUUUUCUUGAACAACGAGCAGUGGCAAUUAUGCAUUGUUAUAUGAGUAUACUGAUUAUUCGUGGUCAUCAAUCAGCAAUGAAAGGCCAAGUGGUACACUGUCAAGCUGAUAUUGCUGAUAAUAUAGGUAACCUCUUACCAUUACCAAAAUGUUAUGAAUUUAUGGCUGUUAUUCAACAAAAACCAUCCAAUGACAAUAAUGAAAUAAGAUCCACAGUACGAUACUCAGUUAGUGCUAUUCAAAUUCUUAAAGCACUACAGUUUCUAAUUCAAAAUCAUUCUGGAUAUUUAAAUAAACAAGUUCUACCUUUAAGAAAAAUAGAAGAAAUGUUUGAAUGUAGACAUGAAGAUGUUGCUCCUAUAAGAAUUAUUGAUUCGUAUGCUUAUAAUAAUUGUACAACGUCUGCACCAAUUGUUCUUGAUGUUAAUGAAGAGUUUUUUGGUCCUAGUCGUACACUACAAGCAGGUGAAGAUCCUGUAUGGAAAAUUGAAUCUGGAAUGGAAGAAUGUACAUUUCCAUGGAUUUAUCCUACAGGUGAAGGAGGCGAACUUGAUAUGAAAAGACCUAUUAAACUUAAACUACGUGAUUAUUGUAAACUACGAUUGAUGUCUGCUGAUAAAAGAUGGCAAUCAGAUUCUAUUUGGACAUUUCGAGCUAUGAAUUUAAUUCAAAGAGAUGAUCUAUGUACAGCUGUAAAUUAUCAUGCAAAAAAACAAUUCAAGAAAGAUCGUUUAUGUUAUAAUAUAUAUCCAUCAAUUGGAAGAGCUGUACGGGGUACAGCUGCAUUUUGGUCUGUACCUAGAAAAUCUCUACGUGCUAUGUAUGCAACUUUAGCUAAACCAAAUAUUUUCUUAAGCAUUAAUUUACAAGAUGAUGUCGAAUUUUUAACACAUGUUGAUCCAAUACGAUUUGGACAUGUAGAUAACCCAAAUUAUGAUGCAAUUGAUAAUAUUUCUGAUGAUGAUUAUUUACAAUUAGUAAAUGAAAAUAGCGGACUUGUAGCACGAAUGUGUCAUAAGCGAAUGCUUGCAUUUGAAAAAUUUAUUAGUGACAAAAAACAUCCUUUUUUCAUCGAUUAUACCGUUACAAAUUAUUUUUUUAAAAUUGAAUUUCAACGUGGUGGUCUUCCACAUUUACAUACUCUACUCUGGCUUGAUAAUUUUCCUUCUAUUGAUACAUCUGAAGGACGCGAAGCUAUUAUUGAAUUCAUUGAUAAAUUUCUUGAUACAUCAUUACCAAACAAAGAAACAGAUCUCGAAGGUUAUCGACUUGUAAAAAAGAAACAAACACACAUUCAUACGUUUACUUGUUCAAAAGGUAGCGUUAAAGUUCGUAUUCGUCGAGGUCGUAAAUUUAAAGAUGAACAAACAUCAAAGAUUAUCAAAGCAAAUCAUUUAAAAGAUAUUAAUAAAAAUUACUUACAUGAAAAUGAAAUAUAUGAACAAAUAGAUCCUGAGAAAGAUCCCGAUCUACUACAACAAUUAAAAGAUAAGAAAGAAUUUUUUGAACGAUUAGGCUGUCGCUUUGGAAGUCCUUUCAGUUUGGCUAAUGAGAGUCACUUUCGCAGUUAUAAAGAAGCACGUAUAUUAACAAGAGGAGAUCGAGAUAUCAUUAUAAAAAGAUUAACUGAAGAGUCGAAACGAAUAAUUCCAUACAAUUUAAAUUUGUUAAAAACUUUUCGUUGUAACCAUGAUAUUCAAGUUAUUACAGAUCCAUGGGCUUCUGCAGAAUAUUUAUUUUCUUAUGUGGCAAAGAAUGCUCAUAUGGAAAAAAAUUUAGUAUACCAAAUGUCUAAUUGUACUUGUUCAAGUUUAAUGGAGGCUAAAAAUGUUCUUUUGAAGACAGGAAAUGCAGUACUAUCUCAUCGUCAAGUCGGUAAAGUUGAAGCAUCAUGGACUGUUUUAGGUAUACCUCUAUAUCAUUCAUCAAUGAGAUGCAAAAGCUUAUAUAUUUCUUUGCCAUGGGAUGAAGAAAGAAUACUAAAACGUGGACGAACAGAAGUAAAUACUCCCGAUGACCUUGUUGAAUCAUUAACACAUCGAUAUAUAAAACGACCAUCUACUCCAUCUGUUAUUGAUCAUAUGACUUUAUUUGAAUUUUUGACUUGGUUUGAUUUCGAUCGAUCUUCUUCAAUGAAUGUAGCAGAAAUGUUACAAGAACCAUAUGUUGAAAAUCCUCUUUGGCGUACUGAUUUUAAUCAACCACCUCUACUUAAAACAUCAGCUUUACUUCCUCGAAUAGUUUUAUCAUGUGGUACAAUAUUAAUUCAACACAAAGAACCGUCUUCUAUUAGUUUUACUUGUCGUUAUGAUGAUUCCAUGUUAGCUAUUUAUUCGAUUCUUUCGAUCGGAAUACCAUAUCGAGAUCCAUUUGAAGAAUUUCUUAAUAAUAAACAAGGUAUAUGUCUUAUAAAUUUGAUUAAUAAAUAUAUGAGAACUUUAUCUAUUGCUAUUGUAGAGAAUGAUAUAAAAGUCUUGCACCAAAUUUUAUUAAAAAAUCAAAGUAAAUUAAUGCAACAGUUUUCUACAUUACCUGGUGCUUACAAAGUACAAAUGCUUAAUGCACUUGAACAUUUAUGUGACUUAAAUGCUCAUGAUUUUGUUAUCAAACCUAGAACAUCAUUUAUAUUUACAGCAGAAGAUGAAGAAGAUAUUGAAGAUAAUAUUAAUGACAAUAGUAAUGAAAUCAAUGAUAAUAAUACUAUUAAUUGUAAAAUCGAUUUAAAUCAAAAUGCUUUAAAUGAAAAUAUUAAUGAGGAAAAUGAUAUGCAAAUUAACUGUCCUUUUACACGAACCCAAGAAUUAUUAGCAUCAGCUAAUACACAACAACGAUUUUUGAUCAAUUUUUUCAAGCAAUAUCUUCAAGCAGUUAUGCGCUAUGAAGAAAGUCGACGACGCUUCAAGCAUGCGCCAAAACCACUUCCUUUUCAUAUAGUGGUGAAUGGUCUAGCUGGUUCCGGAAAAUCUUAUGUCAUUUCUAUUAUUGAACAAAUGUUAACCGAUUUUUGUAUUAGUGAAUCUGCUAUUCGAAAUCGCCCACGUCCAAGAAAAGGAUUACUAAAAAUGGCACAUACUGGAAAAGCUGCUCUAAAUAUUCUUGGUUGGACUAUUCAUACUGCAUUAGGAAUGCGUCCUGAUAAUACAUCAACACCAAACAAUGCUCCAUCAUUCAAAAUACAUUCUCUACGAAACAGACUCGGUGAUUUAAUCUUAAUAAUUAUUGAUGAAAUCUCACUUGUCUCACAUAGUCUUUUUCAGAAGGUCAAUAAACGGCUGAAUGAAAUUUUUGAAGUAUCCGAUAAAAGUGGUGUUUAUUUUGGAAAUAUUCCUGUUUUGUUAUUUGGUGAUUUGGCUCAGUGUGAACCAGUCGCUGCCAAACAAAUCUUUUGGCGACCUCCCGGUGAAACCUUUUCUCUUUGGGCUGAUUUAUUUAGACCAAUCAACUUCAAUAUUAAUAUGCGACAAGGUGAAGAUAGACAAUUCUUUGAUAUUCUUUGUCGAAUGAGAUUGGGAGAAUACAAUGAAGAAGAUGAAAUUUUAAUAAAGAGUAGAAGUAUUAGAAAAGAAGAUAAUCCACUAUAUUAUAAAGAUCGAUUAGCUGAACUUCAAUCAACUGAAUUUGCCAAUGCUAUAUAUGCAUAUAGUACACGAGCUAAAACAAAUGAGAGAAACUCAAUUAAAAUAAAAGAAAUUGCAACAAAACUGAAAAAACCAAUAUGGAUGAUACAAUCAGUUGAUAAAGUUGGUAUGGCUCGAACCUCAUUUUUUAAUCCAAUUAAAGCAAGCAAUAAGGAUUGUAAAAUUCAUCUAAAACCACCCGAUGAUGAAAAUGAAUGUGGAUCAAUGUUUGAACAGUUGCCGCUAUGUGUUGGUGCACGUGUUAUUUGUCGACGUAAUAUUGAUUUUGAUGGUUCAAUGGUGAAUGGAACUGAAGCAACUGUUAAGGAUAUUAUUUGGGAUAAUAAUGAUAAUAUUAUAUUACCAACGUCGAACCGAUGCGUAUUCCCAAAUCUUGAUCGAGCAAUAAGAGCAGCUUUACCAAAAUAUGUUGAACUCGAAUUAGAUAAUGGUUCAUUAUAUAAAAUGGUUCCAGAAGAAGUCAGCUUCAAAGACAAAAAUGGAAUUUGGAUGACACGAAGACAACUACCACUUAAUCUUGGUUAUGCAAUAACAAUUCAUCGUUCACAAUGCAUGACUUAUAACAAAUUAGUUGUUGAACUUACUGGUAGAAAUUGGAAGUCGGGCAUGUUUUAUACAAUUCUAAGUCGUACAAGAAAAUUAAGUGAUAUUAUUAUCUUGGCAUAUGAUCGUAAAUCUUUUAAAGUAUCCAAAGUUGCACUUAAUGAAAUGUAUCGUCUUGGAACAAUUGAAAAAGAUUACCCGAUUAAUAUUGAACAAUAUUUAAGAACUGAAAGGUAUAUUGAUUGGUGUCUUUCGCUACCCUCUGAAAUUGAUAAAGCAUCAUCGAUAGCAUCAAAAACAAGUAUUGAAUCAAUAUCAAAGCAUGUUAAUAUUAAACAAUUCAAACUUGAAAAGUCAAAUUCAUUUACAAGAAAAUCGAAAAGAAAACCUGAAAAUAUUAUUAUCUGUGAGCAACAAGAAGAAAAUUAUUGUGGUCGACAUGUUCUACGUGCAGUUUCUCAACGACUUGACUUAUUUAGUGAUGAAUAUUUAAAGGAAGUUGCUGAACAUAUAGCAGCUACUGAGCAAAUAUUACAACAUGAAAUCGCAGUAAAUGUUACAGAUUAUUAUUAUGAAAAUACUGGAGAUUAUAAUAUCGAAAUUCUAAAAGUUGCUCUUAGAAAUGUAUUUAAUAUUGAAUUUAUACAAAUUGAUGCAUUAGAAAGAAAUACGACGUCUGUACAAAGUCUAAUUCUAUCUAAUAUUCACAAUGUUCAAGCAUUAAUUAUUCAACAAAAUAAUCAUUAUUAUUGUUUACGUCGUUUUCGAUUGACAAAAGAUUAUUUUUUCAAAAUAGAUUCCAAGUUUCCAUUAUAUCAUGAACCUAUUCAUCGUGGACAUAUACUGAACUUUCUUCGUGCUCUUCUAGCAAAUCACUCAAACAUCUACGUACUUGUGCAUUAUACUUCGGAUCAUGCUGAUGAUCAACUUUCUAUAGAUAAUAUCGAAACAAGACUAUGGCCAUUGCCAGAUGCACCAGCUGAUCUAGAGUGUUUACUUGAUUUACAUCAAACUCAAUAA
Molecule: messenger RNA, 5703 nt
Organism: Adineta steineri
Lineage: Eukaryota; Metazoa; Rotifera; Eurotatoria; Adinetida; Adinetidae
Source: the annotation of a GenBank genome assembly